Molecule: messenger RNA, 1848 nt
Organism: Lontra canadensis (Northern American river otter)
Lineage: Eukaryota; Metazoa; Chordata; Mammalia; Carnivora; Mustelidae
Exons: 3
Coding region: 1-1848 (615 amino acids)
Source: RefSeq, a predicted model, not a curated record
AUGGACCGUGGUUUGCCAUCCUCUGCUCUGAGCCCAUCAGGUUCCUCGUCCCGGUUCUCAGCAUGGGUACUGUCCCGCCGUGCCCUGUGCCAGGUGGUGAUGGAGAUGAGCUGGGAAGGCCGCUCACCGCCCGCCACCCCCCGGCGACGCCGCAAGCCGUCGCACCAGCACAGUUCCACCAAAACGGGGACCGAAGGGACUGCUCGUGAGAGAGGGCCCACUCAGUGGAGUGAAGCAACCUGUGAGAGCGGCCGUUGUUACUAUUUUAGCCGAGAACGACCUCUGUUUGCCAAGUGCCAAAUUCCCACACGGCCCCGUGCACUAGCAGGACGCGGGUCCCGUACAGGGAAGAAAUCGACCCUGCGCAGGCUGACGGUCGCGCACAGGGUCCCGCAGCGCGUCGCCCGCUGGGGACAGGGUGACGGAAGCCCGGGCAGCGGCAGGGCGCCGGGUCUGCGGGCGGCGGGCGCAGGCGCAGGCACAGGAGGACGAGCCCGCGGCCCCGGCAGAGCGAGCUCCGGUCGGUCCGCAAACCCGACGAAAUCCCCGCAGGGGCCGAAGCGCAACCCACGGUGUAGACUCUGCGGAGAGCAACUUCCCGCCCAGGCUGUCAUCCGCACGCGGGGCGAGAGCGCGGCACGGCGGACCGAGGGACGGGCGCGCGCCUCUGACGUCACCGGGGGCCCCGCCCGGGCCUGUGACGCCACCGGGGGCCCCGCCCGGGCCUCUGACGCCACCGGGGGCCCCGCCCGGGCCUGUGACGCCACCGGGGGCCCCGCCCGGGCCUGUGACGCCACCGGCGGCCCCGCCCGGGCCUCUGACGCCACCGGGGGCCCCGCCCGGGCCUCUGACGCCACCGGCGGCCCCGCCGGGCCUCUGACGCCACCGGGGGCCUCGGCCGCCAGCCAGGUUGCCCGCAGAAGCGGCGCCUGCAGCCCCCGCCGGCCGGUGCUGCCCUGGAGGGCGGCGGGUUUCCGUGUUCCGAGACCCCGUGGCCCGGAGCGCGACCGCGGCAGGCCUCCUAGCAGCUCUGGAAGGAAGUUCGCUCUCUCACGCUUUUCUCCGAUAACCGGAAAUGACGGAGAAACGCGCGUCCUGCUCCUCACGACUCGAGCCGAUGCUUCCUCGCGGCUUCGCACCUUCUACGCCGCCGGCUUCGCAGCGCGGCAGCUCCUCGGCCGACGGCGGGAACCGGCGGACGGACGGACGGACGGACGGACGGUGUCAGCCGCGCUGCCGAAGAACCGCGGGGAGCACUCAGGAGGGGCUUCGUUCUCAGAAAAUAAAUGCCGUGAAGAGACGCUUCGUCAUCGGUCAUGCUGCUCCCGGGGCGUCCGGGGUCGCGACAGAGCAGGAAGGAGCUCGCGGCCACCGGAGCUCAGUGGCCGGCGAGAGGCAGUCGGAGCGACACGGACAAAGGGAAGUUUGCUAUUUUGUCCUAGUGGAGGACAGUCCGCGGGAUUUACCUUCCUGCUUCAGAGCGCUGUGACGAGUCUCUACCGUCUUACUCUCGGCCGCUUCGCGCUAGUCCGUCCGUGGUCACAGGCCGCGGCCGCCGGAAGCAAGUGGAAGUGCCAGUUGCUGCGGACACGGCAUCCAGCCCAGGAGGGGAGCCGAGAGAAGAAGAGCGCCGUGAAGAAGGGGACCCCAGAUCACGUUAACAAGGAGCACAACCCCUUAGAGACUCGCCAGGGCUUCUACAGUAGCCAGCUCGCGGCCCGGGGGCGCUUGUCCUCUGCUGUGAGCCCCCAGGCACGAGCUAACGAUGCCCUCCCUGCAGCGGUGAGGGGCAGGGAGAACAUACAGCGGGUGGCAAACGGAGACCACCUGUGGGACCUAAAGAAGUGA